Procambarus clarkii (red swamp crayfish) is the source of this 1313-nucleotide messenger RNA. RefSeq names its product persulfide dioxygenase ETHE1, mitochondrial-like. The record is from RefSeq and is a predicted model, not a curated record. Gene Ontology annotation, molecular function: sulfur dioxygenase activity. Gene Ontology annotation, biological process: hydrogen sulfide metabolic process; glutathione metabolic process. NCBI's taxonomy places the organism in Eukaryota, Metazoa, Arthropoda, Malacostraca, Decapoda, Cambaridae. Gene Ontology annotation, cellular component: mitochondrion.
AUGCAACUAUUUUCACGCAGUCUUGGCUAGGAUAGAGUGCGUGGCGCAGGCUUCAUGUAUGCUAGCAUUGGUAGUAAGUUGAGUCGGAAUCUCCUUGCACCACUUGCGUUCAGUUUUCGAACGAUGAGCGUGCAAGCACAAGACAUGCUCUUCAGACAACUUUUUGACCGUGAGACGUGUACAUACACGUACCUCCUGGCUGAUGCCAUCACAAAGGAUGCGGUUCUCAUUGAUCCUGUCAUUGAACUGGCCGAGAGAGACGCCACCUUGGUCAAGGAGCUGGGACUCAACCUAAAAUACGUCAUGAACACCCACGUCCAUGCUGACCACAUCACGGGCACCGGCCUACUGAAGAAACUUGUUCCUGGCUGCAAGUCUCUCAUUGCCAAGGUGUCAGGAGGUAUUGCUGAUGUUCUUGUCGAAGACGGCGACAUAGUAACCUUUGGCAAUCAGAAACUGGAAGUUCGAAGUACACCAGGCCACACAAAUGGUUGUAGCACGUACGUGAGCCAUGCUGGGAAGUUCGCUAUGACUGGUGACGCCUUGCUGAUCCGAGGGUGCGGGAGGACGGACUUCCAGGAGGGCUCGGCAGAGACCCUCUACCAGUCUGUCCACUCGCAGAUCCUCAGUCUGCCCAAUGAAUUCUCACUUUAUCCAGCCCAUGAUUAUAAAGGGCAAACAGUGACUACUGUAGCAGAGGAGAAGGUGUACAAUCCACGGCUUACUAAACCCUUAGAAGAGUUUGUGGAUAUCAUGAACAACCUUGGCUUGGCUUACCCAAAGAAAAUCGAUAUCUCUCUGCCAGCCAACAAAGUGUGUGGGUUAUAUAACCUUCCAGAAGACUUGGCUGCAAAACUUGAAGAUAAAAAAUAAAAUAAAAAUUUUGCUUCAGAAAUAGUUUACAUUUAAAAAUAAAAAACAGUGUUUUAUAUAUGAGAUACAGAGGAACAGAUUACAGUGGUUACUUAGUAGGUUUAUUAUUUAUAUAUUUUAUAAAGCCACUAAAUUAUAAUAUAUCAUUUAUAAAGGGACAUUUAAUGGUGGCAAGUAUAGACUAUUUUAGAUUAUGUAGCUUUUUAGGUAACUAUAAAUACAGUAGAUACAAUAUUUGAUAUUAACAGCCAAAAAAUUGUCUUAUUUAGGGUAUAGAAAUGUUAGAAUUAUGCUAUAUUUUUUGAGUCGCAACAAAAAUUAUGUACCUGUACUGUACUGUGAUCAUUUGCUGAUGUAACAGUUGUGUACUAUAAUCAUGCAUUGAUGUAACAGUGAAUACUGUCUUCAUUCACUGAUAUAAUAAAUGACAGGUACAAAAA